CAGCGCCUGGGAGGAAGCACCCUUACUACGGCAGGCUCCCGGCGUUCUCACGUUCACGCGUGGGCUCCUCCCACUCGCGCAGACUUGUGCGCAUCUGGGGAGAAAACAGCAGCAGCAGCAGCAGCAGCAGUAAAACCAGCAACCGCUUCUUCCUCGACGUGUCUCAGCAAGCCCAGCGCGCAGCCUCUUGUGCUUCCCGAUUUCCCCGUACCUUCAGUCCCGGAUUGGCUCGGGAAAGAAGGGGGGGAAAGCGUGGCAGGCAAAAGGAGGAGGAGAAAAAGAAGAGCACGAAAAGUCACCGCGCGUUGGGAAAGCCGGGGAAGGAGCUCGGAGGAGGAAGGGGCGUGUGGCUGUCGUGGGGCGCAGAAAGUGCCCUCGGCGUUCGGAUUGCUUUUUGGACCGGAGCGGGGGAGGAGAGCAGCCGCGCUUGGGGGACGGUGACUAUUCUGGGUGCUCCGAGGCGGCCGCUGCCGGGACGCUGCCUGCCCUGGAAUGAGGAACCAGCCGGCGGCGCCUGCCUGGACACCAGCCCCGACCGGCCGCGCGAGAAGCGCGCGCGGAGGAGCAGCGCAAAGCUCGAGCAGCUGUGCAGAACAUAAGCAUCUGGUGCCGAUGGAGCUGUGACACUUGGAUGCCAGGUCUGUCAGUUGGAAGUAUGGAGUUUCUUGACAACUGCCAACAUGGUUGCUCUAGGCCAGUUCCAAAUGGAUGUGGAAACAAGAUUUUUCAAGCAAACCCAAAGGAGAGAUGCACUGAUUUUAAGUGUUCAAAUUCUGGUGAUUUCAUUGACGAUGAGAAGGAGGAUGCAGCCAAAUGUAAAAAAAAGGCCAGGGGCAACCGGAUUUGGAAUUUUGUUAGCCGUAGGAAAGGGUCGGCUAUGAAUAACAAAAGACCCCAGUCUAUGAUCCUAUUUGGGCAUAAUACAGAGAUCUUGGAGCAAAAUCGUAAGAUGUCAUUCAUGGAAAGAGUGAGGUCUUUCAAGAAGCUAAGAUCAUCUGGCAUAUCCAAGAGUGCCUCCAAAACUAAGGCUGUCAUUAUAUCGGUGGAAACCCAGGAAAAUCUUGAGCAAACAGCACUCCACCGAAUUAAGAAGCUAAGUGACGGUCAGCGGCCUUACCGUCAUUCCUAUGCAGGCUAUAUUGAGGAUUUGGAUUCUUCUUUUGAAGAUGUCGAGCUAAAUAGCUGUGUGUUUGAUAUGGACACUAGUGAAAGUAAAUGGCACAGGAAUGUUGGCACUGGAAUAAAUAGUGACAAUAUUGAUAAUGACUGUCACAAAAUGCCAUCAGCUCAGAGGAGCAUGGCUCCAGAGAUUGAAAACUCUCAGGAAUCUGGCAUUGCACAAGGGGAGUCUCCACGCAGAUGUCCUGUGGCUCCUCACGAAAAUAGAAAAGGAAGAAGUUCUGAGGUCUGGAAUUACCUCAAAGGGAUUUCGUUGACGAGCAAGGACAGUUCAAAACUGCCAGACCUAAGUGCAGAACCCAAUUUUCAGGAUUUAGGAGAUAGAACGAAUAAUUCCCCUCCGUAUUUUGACUUUGAUGUUGGAUGUGAGGAGAGCAAUGGCCAGCCUAAAAGGGCAAGCCAUGCGGUUAAGGGCAGCCAUUUUGGUGGGGUUCUUCGCUUCUUCAGCAGUGUUGCUGAGGCGGCUAGGAAAUGGCGGGGCUCUCCAAAAACGAUUUUGCAGGAAGAACAAAGGCCAAACUCCAGCUUUGGAUGCCGAAGGCCAGAGCUGUCCCCUCACCAGGAGCCUUUGGUCAUUGUGAAUGAUAAAGCCAGUGGUUUCUCUUCCCCAGGAUUGUCUCCAGAUUCUGGGAUCUGGGAUAACCAUAGUUCAAAAAGCUCUGCCAGCAAAGGGCCACUGGAAGGAAGCACAAAUGCUGAGGUUUCCCAUGAAGUCUUCAGUGAGAAUAGCAGUUUCAAUGAAACGUCCAUUUCACCCCCUGGCACAAGUUUGCCUGCCUUUCCCCUCUCAGACUUUCCUAACAACUGUACGUUCCUUGGUAUGCAUGGUCUAGCUAUGGAUGUGUCACAGAUUCAAGAUCCGCUUCUUAAUAAAGUAGCUAACUGGGGCUUAAGUACUGCUGCAAGAGACACCUGGGUAUUAGGUUCUUGGGUCCAAGGCAAUCCUCAGCUCUCUGCUGAUACCCUAGCAGACCCCCAGAGCUUGGACGUUAGUGGCUCAAAGCCUGAGGAUUUGACCAAGAUGGAUGUUACGGAUAGCAAAACUGCUUCCCGUCUGAAUCAUGAAGAGUGGUGCGACACUGAGACAGAUUUGAAAGGUUUGUGUAAAAUUGAUCAGGGUACGCUGGGCCUAAGCAUUGCAUCAGAAGAUGUUAAUGUACCAAGUAGUGUUGCUGAUGCUCCAGAUUCGACUGCUACUGUAGUACAUGCUCGGGCUCUCUGUAGGGCUGCAGUAGAUAAAGAGCACCUGGCCAGAAUUUCACUGGUUACCCCAGAUCUAGAGUUGAUGGCACCAACAAACUCAGAUACUAUAUUAGUGGAUAACAAGAUUCUGGAGAGCAUUCCGACGGAUUCCCAACACUUGGCCAGUAUACAAGCAGAUAGUCAGGAUUUAGCAAGGACUCGAGCAGGUGCCCCCAAUUCAGAAAGGUGUCUUGUCAAUACUCAGAACAUUAGUACUACUCUGUCAGCUCCUCGAGGCUUGAGCAGCAUCUUGGAGGAUGUUCACAGCCCUUGUGCAUCUGCCUCUUUACGAUGCCCAAGCCAUGACCAACAAGUGCCAGAUCAAGAGAAUUUCCCUGUCAGAAUGAAUGGAAACACCUUCCCGUUACAACCGGAUCCAGUGUGGAAAUCUUGCAAAUCGCAACACUCUAAGUACAGGGGAAUUCGUCAUCCGAUCCAGAUGAGCGUGUGUACAAUUGUCUCCUUCGAUGAAUUCAACAGUGGGAAGCCACUGUCUCACCCCCUUCAUCCAUCACCAGAAAAUCCACCUUUCAAACUCCUCUUGGACAGAUGCCAGUCUUUGCCCCUCUCCCAAAGUACCCCAAUGGGGCUGGAUCAGCUUGGCCGGAAGCGGAGAUUGCUACUGAGCGCUGGUGCAGCUGAGAGCAAUCUGGGUUCAAAAACCUUGGAGGUGCACCGCAGUAGUAAGAAUGGCAAGAGUAGAUGGAAACCUCUCAAGCCCGGAGCCAAACAGCUGCUACUCAAUAAACUGAUCAGUGGCGGUUCUAUUGUAAGCGCUGAGGCAGUAUGGGAUCACGUCACCAUGGCCAACCGGGAGUUGGCAUUUAAAGCAGGAGACGUUAUCAAGGUCCUGGAUGCCUCCAACAAGGACUGGUGGUGGGGACAGAUUGAUGAUGAAGAAGGAUGGUUUCCUGCCAGCUUUGUAAGGCUAUGGGUUAACCAAGAAGAUGGUGUUGAGGAAGGGACGAGCGAAGUACAGAAUGGACACUUGGAUCCAAAUGCUGCCGACUGCCUUUGUCUCGGGAGGACCCUCCAGAACCGAGACCAGAUGAGAGCCAAUGUCAUUAAUGAAAUCAUGAGCACGGAGCGCCACUAUAUCAAACAUCUGAAAGACAUUUGUGAGGGUUACCUAAAGCAAUGUCGGAAAAGAAGAGACAUGUUCAGUGAUGAACAGUUGAAGAUCAUAUUUGGCAACAUUGAGGACAUCUAUAGGUUUCAAAUGGGAUUUGUCAGGGACUUGGAGAAGCAGUACAACAAUGAGGAUCCCCAUCUCAGUGAAAUCGGGCCGUGUUUCCUGGAACAUCAAGAUGGCUUCUGGAUUUACUCAGAGUACUGUAACAAUCACUUGGAUGCAUGCAUGGAGCUCUCCAAGCUUAUGAAAGAUGGCAGAUACCAGCACUUCUUUGAAGCUUGCCGUCUCUUGCAGCAGAUGAUUGACAUCGCUAUUGAUGGUUUCCUUUUGACCCCCGUGCAGAAGAUCUGCAAAUACCCACUGCAGCUGGCAGAACUGCUGAAGUACACUGCGCAGGACCACAGCGAUUACAGGUACGUGGCUGCAGCCCUCGCCGUGAUGCGGAAUGUGACCCAGCAGAUAAACGAGAGGAAAAGGAGGCUGGAAAACAUUGACAAGAUUGCUCAGUGGCAGGCCUCAGUUCUGGAUUGGGAGGGGGAGGACAUCUUGGAUCGCAGCUCCGAGCUGAUCUACACAGGGGAGAUGUCCUGGAUUUACCAGCCUUAUGGUCGAAGCCAGCAGCGUGUCUUUUUCCUCUUCGAUCAUCAGAUGGUUCUCUGCAAAAAGGACCUGAUAAGAAGAGACAUCCUGUACUACAAGGGACGCAUUGACAUGGACCGGUAUGAGGUUUUGGAUAUAGAAGACGGGAGGGACGAUGACUUCAACGUCAGCAUGAAGAAUGCCUUCAAGCUUCACAACAAGGAGACAGAGGAAAUGCACUUAUUUUUUGCAAAGAAGCUGGAGGAGAAGCUGCGGUGGCUGAGAGCUUUCAGGGAGGAGAGGAAGAUGGUUCAAGAAGAUGAAAAGAUAGGCUUUGAAAUUUCUGAAAAUCAAAAACGGCAGGCAGCAAUGACAGUCAGGAAAGUCAGUAAACAGAAAGGUGUUGGCUACUCCCGAUCAGUUCCUCCUGCCUACCCACCACCCCAGGAUCCACUAAAUCAGGGACAAUACAUGGUGACCGAUGGCAUAGCUCAACCGCAGGUCUAUGAAUUCACCGAACCCAAACGCAGCCAGUCACCGUUCUGGCAAAACUUCAGCAGGUUAACGCCAUUCAAAAAAUAAUAUAUAGAGUGAGAUGGAGUUAUAAAAUAAAUUUUAAAAAAUGUAAAAAAAAUUAAAAAAUUAUAUUUAUAGAUGGACCUUUUUUGGAAAAGCACUGUUGCAACUAAAAAUAAAAUCAUUUAUAUCUAUAUCUAUAUAUCUAUAUCUAUAUAUAUGAUUGAUAUAUAUAUAGAUAUAGAUAUAUUUGAAGGACCAAAAACAUUUUUGUUGUUGUAUUGGGGAAAAACAGUCUCUGCUACUAUAUUCUAAGUAGCACCAAGUACUUCUAAUCAUGUAACCUGCUUUAUUUUGGCACCAUUGGAAUCAUUGUUGUUACUGUUGUUAUUUUUUUCCUUAUAUAUAAUUUGUUUUGUUGUCUCAAAA
Molecule: messenger RNA, 5077 nt
Organism: Rhineura floridana
Lineage: Eukaryota; Metazoa; Chordata; Lepidosauria; Squamata; Rhineuridae
Gene: ARHGEF9
Product: Cdc42 guanine nucleotide exchange factor 9
Exons: 13
Coding region: 632-4714 (1360 amino acids)
Molecular function (GO): guanyl-nucleotide exchange factor activity; protein binding
Source: RefSeq, a predicted model, not a curated record